CACAUAUUAUUAAAUAAUUGUUUUAUUUAGUUAAAAAUAUCCCUAUAUAAACUGUGAAGAUCUUCCCCAAAAUAUUCAUUCAAAUAAAUCCCUUUAAUCUUUUAAGCAAGUUUUGAAACAUCCUUAAGGUUUUGAGGGUUCUUAGGCACAAGGGUUUCUCAAAAUGGCCAAUUCUUGGCCAAGUUUGGCCUAUGCCUUGGCAAUAUGCAUGAUUGCCACUGGUGUAGCGGCUUAUGAUUACAAGCCCUACACUUAUGCAUCGCCGCCACCACCACCUUAUGUUUACAAGUCGCCGCCGCCACCUCCACCUAAGUAUUAUUACUCAUCACCCCCACCACCCAAGUACUACUACGAGUCGCCGCCACCACCCAAGUACUACUACGAGUCACCGCCACCGCCACCUAAGUACUAUUAUAAGUCACCACCACCACCAAAAUAUGUCUACAAAUCGCCACCUCCUCCACCCAAGUAUUACUACAAGUCGCCGCCACCACCUAAGUACUAUUACAAGUCACCGCCACCACCAAAAUAUGUCUACAAAUCGCCACCUCCUCCACCAAAGUAUUACUACAAGUCACCACCACCACCAAAAUAUAUUUACAAAUCACCACCACCUCCACCUAAGUACUACUACAAGUCCCCACCACCACCAAAGUAUGUCUACAAAUCACCACCACCUCCACCUAAGUACUACUACAAGUCCCCACCACCACCAAUGUACUACUACAAGUCACCUCCUCCACCUAAGUACUAUUACUCAUCACCACCUCCUCCUCCAUAUGUCUACAAAUCACCACCGCCACCACCUUACGUGUACUCAUCCCCACCGCCACCUCCUUAUGUCUACAAGUCUCCACCUCCUCCAUCUCCACCACCUCCAUACGUCUACUCAUCUCCACCACCACCUCCCUAUGUUUACAAGUCUCCACCACCACCUCCUUAUGUCUACAAGUCCCCGCCACCACCUCCCUAUGUCUAUAAGUCUCCACCUCCUCCAUCCCCACCACCUCCCUACGUCUACUCCUCCCCACCACCACCCCCCUACGUAUACAAAUCCCCACCACCACCUCCUUACGUCUAUAAGUCUCCACCACCACCAUCUCCACCACCUCCAUAUGUCUACUCAUCCCCACCACCACCUCCUUACGUCUACAAGUCCCCACCACCGCCUCCCUAUGUCUACUCAUCUCCUCCACCACCUCCUUACGUCUACAAAUCCCCACCACCACCUCCCUACGUCUACUCCUCUCCACCACCACCUCCUUACGUCUAUAAGUCUCCACCUCCUCCAUCUCCACCACCUCCCUACGUCUACUCCUCCCCUCCACCACCUCCAUACAUCUACAAGUCACCACCACCGCCUCCUUACGUUUACAAAUCUCCACCACCACCUCCCUACGUCUACAAGUCUCCUCCGCCACCAUCACCGCCUCCACCUCACUACUACUACUACACUUCUCCUCCUCCCCCGAAAAUGGGUUACUAAGCAAAUAAGUUCUUAUUCUCUUUUCACGUUACGUAUAGCCAUACAAAUAAAGAGAAUGGCUGCAAAAAAUAAUAGUCUCAUAUUGGCGGCGCUUUUACAUGCGUUGAAUCCGAAGUUUAGGCGAAGCCGAUAUGAGAAUAGGAGAGCCCAACUUAUACGAUUCAAUUUCUUUGCAGCUUAACACACACAUAUAUAUAUAUAUACAUAUAUGUAUAUGCUUAAUUUUAUGAUUUAUGUAAUUGUUACCACGUCUCACGACGUUGCAUGUACUCUCUUGGAUAAUAUUUUCUCUUCCAUAUUAUUGAAUAAAAUUCCAACUUUCUUACGUAUAUCAAA
Humulus lupulus (European hop) is the source of this 1822-nucleotide messenger RNA. Its product is annotated as extensin-2-like. The record is from RefSeq and is a predicted model, not a curated record. The transcript is spliced from 2 exons. Bases 164 to 1486 code for a protein of 440 amino acids. Lineage: Eukaryota; Viridiplantae; Streptophyta; Magnoliopsida; Rosales; Cannabaceae.